ACUUCGCUGUGACGCGGCUCUCGUUCCUCCGCCUCGUGCGCUUUCCGCGCAGUGCUUGUUUUCACGUCCCCGUGUGAUGGGCGAGACAGAUCAAAUGGGAUCAGAAGAACAAUCACAUAAAUCAGGUCCUCGGAAAUUAGUGGAGGAACGUGUCAGGGGUGAAGUCAAGUGGUUCAAUGUGAAAUCCGGUUAUGGAUUCAUUCACCGCCUUGACACCGGUACUGAUAUCUUCGUUCAUCAGUCAGCUAUUUCUCGCAAUAAUCCUGACAAGCUACAACGGUCAUUGAAGGAGGGAGAAGAAGUGGAAUUUUACGUUGUUGAAGGCGAGAAAGGAGAUGAGGCUUAUGAAGUUACCGGGCCUGAUGGCGCUCCUGUUCAGGGGAGCAUAUAUGCCGCUCCACGUGGAGACCGACCGUUUUUCCGUGGUCGAGGAAUGGGACGCGGGCGUGGAAUGGGGCCUGGAGCAUUCACGAAUAACAGUGAUGCAUACUUCGGUCGCGGUCGUGGUCGCUUUGGCGAUGAUUAUGGCUCCAGUGAAUACGAUCGUGGUGGACGCGGUAGACCGUUCAUGGGGCGCAGCAGAUCCCCGCGUGCUCGUGGUUUUCGUGGCAGCAGUUUUGGAUACGAAGGACGUGGUGGCCUUCGCAAUUCUUACAGUGGAAGACGCGAUGAGAUGGACGAUGACAGAAGGAAUGGUCAUGAAACGCACGCGGAAUGAAUGCUGCACUCAGCUACUCAACGGUCGCGCGCACUUGAAUGAUGGUGAACUUUCGUUAUACUCAAUUUUCAUGUGUGUGGAAUUUCCGUCUCACCUACUUUAACCAGCUGAUGUGCAACUUUGCUAGAUCCCAUUUGUUACCUACCGAACCAUCGGUGUUGUUAUCAGCAAUGUUUUCGAUGAACCAAACUUGGGUUUCUACUCGGUUUACUUGCCACUUUACUUUAUGGCCUUCUUGUGUCUGUCAAACUUGCAUUUGUGAGGCUUUUUGUGCUCCAUUUUGAAUAUUUUUCUAUUACUUGCCUUGAUACCCUCCUUCUCUGCCCGACUGUUUUCCGAUUUGGAUUCCUUUCCCGAACGCUAUCUACUGACACCGAAGGCACAGUCCUAUGUGGAUGUUUUGUAUACCGAUGGAUUACGCUCUAUUCAGUGCACUUGUUUUGCUGCUUACCAACAAACUUUGUAUAGUGCAAUUAACUAUUCACUGCACUCAAUGUGAGGACUAACUAAUCGCACUUCGCACAAAAUAUUGUCCAGUUUGUCUACCGAUUCCCAUCAAUAAAGAUGCCUUGAAUCUGCCGUUUUCCCCAUUAAAAAAA
Dicrocoelium dendriticum is the source of this 1317-nucleotide messenger RNA. NCBI's taxonomy places the organism in Eukaryota, Metazoa, Platyhelminthes, Trematoda, Plagiorchiida, Dicrocoeliidae. The record is from the annotation of a GenBank genome assembly.